UGCAGAUAACUGCUCUCUCUGGUAGCGGGGGAGGAGAACACACUGGCUUUUACUAAAGAAAAUUUACAUUUUACCAACAAUUCAUCUCCCUUCCUGACAAGGGGAAUUGGGGAAGUGCUUUGUUUAUAGCUGCCUUCAGGAGGUUGUGGUGUCGGUGGAGACACAGUCGAGCAGUGUAUGUCAGGUCCUGCUAGAAGUGGUCGUGGGCUCUUGAAUGUAGAAGGUUCAGCACAGUAACCUCAGGAAGCAGUGACAAACAUCAAGGCAAAUGUGUGAUGAAAGGGGAGUCAUCUACGAGCGUCUCACUGUCUGGAGGACCCAACGUCUUGCAUUAGAGAGAUAGUCCACCGAUUUAAACAGGACCCUUGUAAUACUUCAUUUCUGGUGGUGUUGUGCCGGAAUAGGACACUUGUCUCCAGGUCCCCCACAGCUGGUCACUGGGUUCGCAACUGCAAGAAAUUCUACAAUACUAUGUACUUGUCAACUCCUAGGGAAAGAGCACCCUGAAAAAGUUCCAGCACUGUUUCUCUAAGUGCACUAUCAACAAAAAACGUUUCCAUGGAGACCUGCAUGCUUAAAAUCGGCUCAACAGGCUUCACAAUUAUCCCUGAGGAAGGAAUCAGUGCAUUCCGAAACGCGUCGGAGGAAUUGUGGACCCUAGAGGCUUCCGUAGUCUCGGGUGUGACGUCACACUACAGGUCUCCAGGACAACGCACCAAACAACGGCUGCUCUGUGCGCGCGCAAGCCACCGGCCGGGGCUGCACACGCUACACAGAACAAGCUGAAGAUAGAAGAUUGAACGGGACAAGAGAGGAGGAUCAUCAAUACCAUGAAGAUUGAACUUUUUCAGAAAAGAACCGAGCGGAGCACAUAACAAUAUCAUGCGGUACCGGAUCUUGGUUUCCUUCUCCGUUCUUCUGUCCAUGGGCGUCAUUUUGCUCUUUGCAACAAUAAGUUUGAAGUUUUCAGCCGAGAUGUCUGUGAUUCCCGCAAGCCUUCCCGAGCCUGAGAGAAAGUCAGUGACGCUGGAGGACGGGGUCUACACCUACCACCUGAACCUCUCACAAUUCCAGGAAGAGUUCCCUCAGCUUCAGAGCUACCACUGCUCCCCCCUCUACACCCCCCAGCCAGUGAAUGGGGGCACCUCACCACUACUGCUCCUGGCUAUCAAAUCUCACCCAGCAUCAUUCACCAGAAGAGGGGCCCUGAGAAGUACCUGGGCAAAAUCAGUGGACAUAAUGGGGUACAUGGUGAGGCCAGUCUUCCUGAUGGCCAUAAGUGACAUGCACAUGGAGAUAGUGAAGCUGGAGAAUGAUGAAUACAAGGACAUCUUACUGUGGGACUUCACUGAAGGACACCACAACUUGUCCCUCAAGGAACGAUGCUUCUUGGAGUGGCUGAACUACAAUUCCCCACAGGCAGCUUUUAUAUUCAAAGGUGAUGACGAUGUGUUUGUGAAUCCAGCCUCCUUGGUCCAGUACAUUAAGAUGCAAGCUACGUCUCCAUCCACACUACAUGGGGCACUGCAGAGACACUCGGUGGUUCUUCGUUACUCCAAAUACAAAAUCUCAGAGACCUUGUUCCCUUAUUCUAAAUAUCCAUACUUUCUGUCUGGUGGAGGCUUCCUCUUCCCGGGAGCCUCAGUCCAGCUCCUGUAUCAUGCCUCCCUGCACCUGCCAGUUUUUCCACUAGAUGACGUAUAUUUUGGGCUCCUUUCUUUGGCCGCCAAUCUCAGUCUUCACCAUGACAGUCGUUUUUAUGUUUUUGGACUGAAAUUUGACCCUUGUGACUACAAGCAAGCUUUUGUGGUGCACAGAAUAGAACCUGAUUACCUGCAAAAAAUCUGGAAACUAGUCCAAGAAGCCCAAUGUAACGGCACAGUGCCCACCAUUAAGUGAUCUCGAUCAGCUGGAACCGACAAUGUGCAAUGUGCGCCUCCCCCGAGGGCCCCUCUAUCACACCCCAGGUGUAGUAGGAAUGCCGAGUGGUGUAGUGCGGCCUAAAUGUCUCUUUAUGUCACGAUGCUCCUACCUGGAUUACGCUGGACCCAAGGCAUUGACUCCAAAGCAAAAAAAGGGGGAAUAAUUGAGGGAUAAAAGAAUAACUUAACCCCUUAAGGACUUAAGGACAAUUUCACCUUAAGGACUUUGACAUUUUUUGCAAAUCUGACCAGUGUCACUUUAAGUGCUGAUAAC
This is a messenger RNA of Bufo gargarizans (Asiatic toad), 2196 nucleotides long. RefSeq names its product acetylgalactosaminyl-O-glycosyl-glycoprotein beta-1,3-N-acetylglucosaminyltransferase-like. Lineage: Eukaryota; Metazoa; Chordata; Amphibia; Anura; Bufonidae. The coding region runs from base 883 to 1899 and encodes 338 amino acids. The record is from RefSeq and is a predicted model, not a curated record. Gene Ontology annotation, molecular function: protein N-acetylglucosaminyltransferase activity. The transcript is spliced from 4 exons. Gene Ontology annotation, cellular component: membrane.